AUGAAUUGUAAAGAACAUUGUGCUACAUUUUUAAAGUUUAAAAUAUAAGAAUAGAAACCCAAUAGAAAUAUUGCAGAUCAAAAUCAAGGUAUUUCAUAGAUAAAAGUCAUCAAAUAACAUUUUUUAAAUUAGAAUAAGAUUGUAAAUAUAAAUGUCUAAUAAAAGAAUAAUAUUGAGCAAUUAUAAUAAGCAACAUUAAAUCUAUAUUAUGCUAUGUAUUAAAUAAAGGAAAAAAGAAAUAUAUAUAUGAUACCAUUUACUUAAUUAAAAUUUGAUCAAUCUGAUUGGUUGAUUAUGGCUAUUAAAAACCUAAUUGAAGAAAAAAAUAAAAUUAUUGAUGAACUUGGAGAAGCAGAAAAAAAUAAAUAUGAAAAUGUUUAAAUAAAAUUUAUAUUAAUAGGCAAUUAAGUGGACCUAGAAAAUUAUUGAUUCUUAAGAGGAAUUCGAUGAUUUUUAUAUAUAAAUCUUAGAAGUCUCUAAGUAACUUAAAAAACCAUAAUUAAAUGAGUAAUUUAGUAAUUUGUUAGUUUUACAGCAAAACUUAAAUGUUAAUAAAUUUUUAAAGACAUUUUGCUUUAUUCAAAAUAUUAAAUUAGAUCCAAGCUAAUACCCUGAAGUUUCAUAAUUCUCAUCAGAAAUAGAUGAAAAAAUGAAUUAAAAUUAAAACUAAUUUGAUAAUAGUUCAAAAAGAAAUUUGUAUUUUAAUUUCACAUCUGAUAUUGAAUAAAUAGACAUAGACUUUUGGACAUUUUAUAUGUCAGAUUAUAAAGAAACAAAUAAAUUAAUAAUUUUAUAUCCAAUUAUUUAAAAUAAAAAAGAAAGGUAAUUAAAAAAUAAUACAAGAAAUGAAUUAAUAAUUCCAAUUAUUUAUAAUAAUUCAGUCCAAGAAUAUCAAAUGAAAAUUAUUUAUAAGUCACUCCUUGAAUAAUAAAUCAAAAAUUUCAAACCAGAUUACAUUUAUUUUGAAUAUUAAAUAUCUGAUUAAUUUAUAUUAGAUUUAAAUGCUUUAGAAUAUUUAAUAAGAUAACUAUAAAAAAGUGCAAAAUUAAUCAUUCAUUUUAGAAUUAGCUAAAAUUAAGAUUUUUCAGAAUAUCAGCUAUCAACCAAUUUGAAUGCAAUAGUUAUGGGACUAUAAGGAUUGAAAUAUUCAGAGAGAAAAUUUAUAAGCGAAAAUUAGUAUAAAGAAAUAGUAAAUUGGACAUUUGAAAUGAUGUAGUUGAAAGAAAAUUAAAAUAAAAAUAUCAAUUUAUCACUUUAAAGUGAAUUACAAUUAAUUUAAAUUUAAAUUUAAAAUAUAUAAAACAAGAUAUUUGGAUUCAAAUAAGAAAGAAAUGAAUUUAUAUGGAUAAAGGAAGAUAAUGUUAAUAUUAAUACUUAACAUUUUGUUUAUAAAGAUACUAUUAUAUUAUAUAAUAAACUGAAUAGAGAUAUUUAUUAUUGUUCGCCAAAACCCUCUGUCAAAAAUAUAUAAAAUAUUCCAUAGAAAAUUGAAUUGUAAAUAUUAGAUCUAUUCUAAGCACUAAGAUAAAUUUGGGUAACUAACAAAAUCCAGUUGAACCAAGUAUAAUCAAAAUAUAAAAUUAUUUAAUAUUUGCAUAUGGACAUAAUAAAAAUAAUAAUAAUAAUGACUAAGAGUUUUCUGAUAAAAUAUGGCUUUAUGAUUUGUAAAAUAAUUAAUAGUUACCUAUUAUAAUGAGUAGAGACGAGGAUUACGAUGAAUUUAGACUUCCUUACUAUAAUAAGGUUAGAAAUUCUCAAGAUAUUGUAAAUAGAAUUAAAUGGAGGAGAGCUCCAUAAAUUUGUAAAAACAUUAUGUUUAAUGAUGAUAAUUAAGACUUUUUAUCUUUUAUUCUAAUAGGAGGUGAAACACUUUAGUAAAAACAAGCUUAAUAAUCCAAUUCUAAUUCAAUAAUGAAUAUAAUAGAAGUUGUAAUAUUGAAUCUGAAAAAUUAAAAAUUUUGUUCAUUUAUUGUGAAUAAAUCAUUAUUAUCUAGAUUAUCUUCCUUAAAACCUUGGCCUUAUUAGACAGUACUUGAUGCUAAAUUAGAGAAUACAUAUUUUUAUUUAGUUUUAAAUGGAAAUUAAACUACAAGAUAGGAUUAUUAUUCAUUUCCAAAAAACCCUCAAUAUCUUAAAUAAGCUUAACUUCUACUUUAAUCAGAAAAAACAUUUUAACUUUUCAUCCUAUCUAUUAAACACUCCUAAGAUUCAAUAUUUUAAUUAGAUGAACUUGUUGAUGAUUGCAAACUUUAAUAUUUUGUUGAGUAAAAAAAGGAAAAUAAUUGUUUUGUUUGGAAACUUAUAAUUACCAGAUUUGUUUUGAUUUCAAAUUAAUUAAUAAAUCAUCGAUUAUUGAGGCCAUUAGAAGAUAUAUUGAAAAAAAUGUAAAAAUAGAGUAUUCAAUUUUGUUAAUUAUGCUUUUAAGUAAAUGUUAAACUGAAUUUAUAAGUUUAAGAAUAAUCAACUUAAAGUUACUAAGAAUCUUAUGUAGAAAUAGAUUAUGAAAAGAUUGAACUAUUGCAAAAUAACAUAUGA
Messenger RNA from Paramecium pentaurelia, 2535 nucleotides. NCBI's taxonomy places the organism in Eukaryota, Ciliophora, Oligohymenophorea, Peniculida, Parameciidae. The record is from the annotation of a GenBank genome assembly.